AUGGCAAAACGCACCAAAUCAAGUUCGCGCUGGCUGCAGAGACAGAAUAAAGACUAUUUUGUGCGUGCCGCCCAGGAUCAAGGUCAGGUCUCCCGCGCACAUUUUAAGCUGCUGCAGCUCGAUCAGCGUUAUAAACUGAUCAAACCUCAAGCCAGGGUCCUCGAACUGGGCGCAGCGCCUGGCGGCUGGACACAAUAUCUGCAGGAUCGGCUAAGCAAAGGUCUGCUCAUUGCUGUAGACCCUCUGCCGAUUACCGCCGGUAUGGAUACUGUGGUCAUUGAAGGCCGAGCGGGAGAAACUGAGGUGGAUGAGGCGAUAGAGCAGGCUUUGCAGGGCGACACGUUAGACCUUGUUUUAUCGGAUAUGGCCCCCAAUAUAUCUGGAGUAAGAGCUGUGGAUCAGGCGCGGGCAAUGGACCUUGCAGAUACAGCCUUGCUGGCCUGUCAUCGGUGGCUCAAACCCCGCGGCGCUAUGGCCAUCAAAGCCUUUCAGGGCGAAGGGUUGGACCAAUGGGUGAAAGACCUCAGGCGGCAGUUUGCCAAGGUAACUGAUAACCCCUUGUCAGAUAUGGGAAAAAAUUUAUUACUGUGGCUCAUCAUUGCGGCAGUGCUGUUGACAGUUUUCAACAAUUUCAAUGUUGAACCUCAGCAGGAACCGGUGGCGUAUUCAGAGUUUGUGAAAGCGGUGAAUGCCGGUCAGAUUCGCGAAGCGCAGAUUCAAGGUGACAAGAUCACCGCACUCGAUGGCAGCGGCAACCGUAUGGUUGUGGUCUGGCCACAGAACGACGAUAAGUUGAUCAGUGAACUGAUUGAUAACAAUGUCGUCACCACGGUUUUAGAACCUGAAAAACAGAGUUUCUGGAGUCAGCUCCUGAUCGCCAGUUUCCCGAUAUUGAUCAUCAUUGCGGUAUUCAUGCUGUUUAUGCGACAGAUGCAGGGUGGCGGCAGUGGCCGCGGUGGUCCUAUGGCAUUUGGGCGCAGUAAAGCCAAGUUACUUUCCGAAGACCAGAUUAAAACCACAUUUGCAGAUGUGGCCGGCGUUGAUGAAGCCAAAGAAGAAGUUCAGGAACUGGUUGAAUUCCUGCGUGAUCCCGGCAAGUUUCAGCGCCUGGGUGGCCACAUUCCUCGCGGCGUGCUGAUGGUGGGACAACCGGGUACCGGUAAAACCCUGCUGGCAAAAGCCAUUGCAGGUGAAGCCAAAGUACCGUUCUUCUCAAUUUCCGGUUCAGACUUUGUCGAAAUGUUUGUCGGCGUGGGUGCAUCCCGCGUACGAGACAUGUUUGAACAGGCCAAGAAACAGUCGCCCUGUAUUAUUUUCAUCGAUGAGAUUGAUGCUGUCGGUCGCCAUCGUGGUGCUGGCCUUGGUGGCGGGCAUGAUGAGCGCGAACAGACUUUGAACCAGUUGCUGGUGGAAAUGGAUGGCUUCGAAGCCAAUGACGGCAUUAUUGUGAUUGCUGCGACCAACCGUCCUGAUGUGCUCGAUCCAGCGUUGUUACGUCCCGGCCGCUUUGACCGCCAGGUAGUGGUUGGUUUGCCAGACAUCCGCGGUCGCGAACAGAUUGUGAAAGUACACAUGCGCAAAGUGCCGCUGGCUGAUGAUGUUGAACCCGGCAUUAUCGCUCGCGGUACCCCCGGUUUUUCCGGUGCUGACCUGGCCAACCUCGUGAACGAGGCGGCGUUGUUUGCCGCGCGUGGCGGUAAGCGCCUGGUUUCGAUGGAAGAGUUCGACAAAGCCAAAGAUAAAAUCAUGAUGGGCGCCGAGCGUAAAUCCAUGGUGAUGUCGGAAAAAGAGAAGCGUAAUACGGCCUAUCAUGAAGCUGGGCACGCGAUCAUUGGCCGCCUGAUGCCCGAUCAUGACCCGGUGUAUAAAGUCUCUAUUAUUCCGCGUGGCCGAGCCUUGGGUGUGACCAUGUUCCUGCCGGAAGAAGACCGUUACAGCCUUACCCGUCAGGGUAUUCGCUCGCAGAUCUGCAGCUUGUUUGGCGGCCGCAUAGCGGAAGAAAUGAUUCUGGGUCCGGAGUACGUCACAACAGGUGCGUCGAAUGAUAUUGAGCGAGCGACAUCGCUGGCGCGCAGUAUGGUCACCAAAUGGGGUCUGUCUGAGCGACUCGGACCGCUGAAGUACGACGAAGACGACAAUGAAGUUUUCCUCGGUAUGUCAGCGGGCGUCAAGCCGAAAGCGCUGUCUGACGACACCGCCAAAGCCAUUGAUGAAGAAGUGCGCUCGAUAAUCGACACGUGUUAUGCCACCGCGCACGAUAUGCUGGAGGAAAACAUCGACAAGCUGCACAGUAUGGCAGAUGCCCUGAUGGAGUUUGAAACCAUCGGCGUUGAGCAGAUCGAUGACAUUAUGGCCGGUGCCAAACCUCGUGCGCCGACCGACUAUGAGCCAAAACACGUCGUUUGUACGUUGCUUUGCGGUGGUAAAACACUGACCUUCGAGCACCCCCGGAUCAUGGGGGUGCUCAAUAUUACUCCUGAUUCCUUUUCUGACGGCGGCAAGCUGUUUCAAGAUCAUGGUGUUGAUCUGUCUGGUGUUCAGGCAGUGGCCCAGCAGAUGAUUGAGGAAGGGGCCAAUGUCCUGGAUAUUGGUGGCGAAUCAACCCGCCCGGGCGCACAGCCGGUAGGGGUGUCACAAGAGAUGGAUCGCGUUAUCCCUGUUGUUGAGGUGCUGGCACAGCUAGAUACCAUUGUGUCUGUCGAUACGCGCCAUGCGCCGGUGGCCGCAGCAGCGAUCGCGGCGGGCGCGCACAUGAUCAAUGAUGUCAGCGCAGGUGGCGAUCCUGAUAUGUUGUCCACCGUCGCCGCGAGUCAGGUGGGUUAUGCGAUGAUGCACAUGCAGGGCUUGCCCGAGAAUAUGCAGCUGUCGCCUCGCUAUGGUGACGUGAUUGCGGAGGUUGGAGGGUAUCUGAAGCAGCGUUACCUUGCUUGUCUGCAGGCCGGUAUUGAUGGCGGCAGGUUGAUGCUCGAUCCGGGAUUCGGUUUCGGCAAAACCUUAGCGCAUAACUUACAGUUACUGGAUGGGCUGGCUCAACUGAAAGUCAGCGGUGUGCCACUGUUGGUAGGGUUAUCGCGCAAAAGCAUGCUUGGCACGAUCACGGGCAAAACUGUUGAAGACCGUAUGGCGGCCAGCGUUGCGGCGGCACUGCUUGCUGUGCAGCGAGGUCCUGCCCAUGUGAUCAUUGGUAAAGACACCAGAAUCUCCGGCUAUAUGCUUGAGUCUGUGCUGGAAUCCGGCCUGGUUUCUGCCGGCGCAAACGUCAGUUUGAUUGGUCCUAUGCCGACCCCCGCAAUUGCUUAUCUGACUCGAACUCUGCGCGCGGAUGCGGGCGUUGUGAUCAGUGCUUCGCACAAUCCCUAUUACGACAACGGCAUCAAAUUCUUUGACCACCUUGGUAACAAGCUGGCAGAUGAUGUUGAGCAUGAGAUCGAAGCCCAGUUGGGUGAAGAGAUGGCCUGUGUCGACUCUGAUCAGUUAGGUCGCGCUUCCCGCAUCAGUGAUGCUGCCGGGCGCUACAUCGAAUUCUGCAAAGCAACCGUGCCCAGAGGGUUCAGUCUGCGCGGCAUGCGUAUUGUGCUCGACUGUGCCCAUGGCGCCACUUACCACGUUGCGCCUCGGGUGUUUGAAGAACUGGGUGCCGAAGUAGAGCUGAUUGGCGCGACGCCGGAUGGCGUCAACAUAAACGAUGGCUGCGGUUCCACCCAUCCUGAAAUGUUGCGCGAAAAAGUUCUAGAGCUUCGUGCUGAUGUGGGUAUCGCAUUUGAUGGCGACGGCGAUCGCGUCUUAAUGGUUGAUUCAGAUGGUCGGUUGCUGGACGGGGAUGAACUGAUUUAUAUGAUCGCCUCGCACCGCAAAGUUCUCGGUACUUUAGGCGGCGGUGUGGUCGGUACGGUAAUGAGCAAUCUCGGGCUGCAACAGGCGUUGGAAGCUCAGGGUAUUGAAUUCUGCAGAGCUAAAGUGGGUGACCGCUAUGUGACCGAAAUGCUGCUGAAUAAAGGCUGGUUGCUGGGGGGGGAAACUUCGGGCCAUGUCCUGUGUCUGGAUCUUGCCAGUACCGGAGAUGCCAUUGUUGCUGCUCUGCAGGCUCUCCUGCCGGUGGUGGAAUCCUCCAGAAGCGUGGCUGAGCUUGUCAGUGGUGUGGUCAAACUGCCGCAGAUCAUGGUUAACGUCAAAGUGCCUGAUCCUGCAGCAGUUGCACGUAGCCCUGCCUUGCUCAGUGCAAUCUCUGUGAAAGAAGCUGGCCUUGCCGAUCGUGGCAGGAUUCUCGUGCGUGCCUCGGGAACCGAACCUUUGCUGCGGGUCAUGGUUGAAGGUGAGGAUGCGGAUAAUUCGGUCACUCGACUGCAAACAGACUGGCCGUUUCCAGCAGCACGAACACCCUUUUUCUAUGGCUGGGUCAUUGCUGCGGUAUCAACCCUUGGGUUCCUCUGCAGCGUGCCGGGCCAGACUAUGGGUAUGGCGGUUUUUGCGGAUACCUUUAUCGCGGAAUUUGGCCUGACGCGCACCGAACUUUCCACAGCCUACCUGUUUGGUACCGUCGCCAGCGCUUUUACUCUGCCGCGCGCCGGUCGCUGGUAUGACCAGUGGGGUGCGCGGGUGAUGCUCGUGGCAGCGCCGGCGUUCCUCGGCAUCAUGCUGGUAUUGAUCAGUGGCAUUGAUUGGCUUGCCGGACUGUUAGUGGGUGUAUUUGCACUGCCUUUAGCCUGGAUAACUUUCCCGCUCAUUCUGUUGGGUUAUUUUGGUGUGCGGUUCAGUGGGCAGGGUGUAUUGACCUCUGCCAGCCGCAAUGUGUUGCUGGUUUGGUUUGAAAAGCGUCGCGGACUUGUUUCUGGUCUGCGCGGCGUUUUUGUAUCGUUAGGCUUUUCUAUUUCUCCUUUGAUUCUCGCCUGGAUGAUUGACGCCUUUGGUUGGCGCGGCGCGUUGUGGGUCAUGGCACUGGUCGUUGGUGUCGGGUUCACCACCAUCGCGCUGUUCACGGUCCGAGACCACCCUCACGUGGCGGGUUUGACCCCGGAUGGAGACGCCCGCUCCGACAACCACUCGGACCAACAUUCAAAAUCAUUGCCUGAGCGCACCGCCAGUGACGCCAAACGCGAUCCGGUUUUCUGGAUCUACUCGGCUGCGCUGUCUAUGCAUGCUCUGUUUGGUACCGCAGUGACUUUCCACAUUGUCGCUAUUUUUGAGGAGGCGGGGCGCGACCGCGUCGAAGCGUUUGCCUAUUUUCUGCCCCAGGCGGUGGUUUCAUUGAGUGUAAAUCUUGUUGCCAGCGCACUGGCGGAUUACUGCCGCUUGAAGCCUCUGCUAAUUGUCAUGCUGCUGAUGUUUCUGGUCGGUGCGUAUGGAAUUACGCAAUUACACACCGAAGAGGGUUAUUGGUUGCUGGUACUGGGUUUCGGUGCAGGUGGCGGGUUAUGGGGUGUUUUGUCUAAUCUUGCUUUUAUUCGCCAGUUUGGCGCCCUGCAUCUAGGCGAAAUCAGCGGUUUGAAUACUGCAAUCACGGUUUUUGCCAGCGCGAUUGGCCCAGUCGCCUUCAGCCUGGCGAACGAUACUUUCGGCAGCUUCGAUGCAGCAGCAGUUGGCUGCAUUUUCGGGCUGGUUGUGUUGUUGCUGGUCGCGAUCCUGCUCCCACAACCGCUGGAUCGUGCUUUUGCUGAUGCCUUGCAGAUGGAUGAUCGGGUUGAUGCGGUAUGGUUUCCGCCGGCACUGUACCUGGGCGCUGCGGUCGCGGUUGCGCCACAAGGGCUGGCCUGCGGUGUGCAGGACAUUGGUACAGCGGCCAGCGGCCCGCAUACCGGUGAAAUUGCAGCAGAGAUGGUUGCUGAUGUUGGCGGCUCAUGGACUAUUGUUGGCCAUUCAGAGCGACGCCUGGCGCAAAAUGAAGGCGACGACCUGGUGGGUACUAAAACCGCGGCGGCUUUGCGGGGUGGAUUGAAUCCUAUUGUAUGCGUCGGUGAAACUGCUGCCGAGCGUGAUGCGGGCCACGAAAAGAUAGUGGUACAGCGCCAACUUGAAGCCGUGCUUGAUCGUAUUGAUCAUGCGCAGCUGGGUAAAAUUGCUAUCGGUUACGAGCCGGUUUGGGCGAUAGGCACCGGGGUCACCGCAAGCCCGGAGCAAGCGCAGGAAAUGCAUGAAUUUGUGCGGCAGCUACUGACUGAAGUAAAUGCUCAAAUGGCGGCACAGAUUCGAAUUGUUUAUGGUGGCAGCGUGAAGCCGGAGAACGCUGCAGAUAUAUUUGCUCAGCAAGACAUUGAUGGCGGGUUGGUGGGCGGCGCAUCGCUGAACGCGGCUGAUUUCACAGCCAUCAUUGAUGCCGCAGCCCAGGUCAUUUCAAGCGCCUAUACGCUUGAAGUGUCAUCGCCUGGAAUGGAUCGCCUGCUGUUUAAAGAAGAGCAGUUUGCAGACAGCGCAGGUGAGCAGGACAGCAUGGCGAUUGUGCAGAUUGAAGAUGAAGAAUUUUUGCUGCCGCUGGAAAACAUCCAGAAGGCGCGUGUGCCCAGAGAAGUGAUCUUUGAGGCGAUUGAGUCUGCGUUGGCUAUGGCGACGAAAAAGCGUUAUGGCGAGCAACAGGAAUUCCGUGUGGCCAUUGACCGUGAAACAGGCGAAUACGAUACGUUUCGUACCUGGACGAUUGUCAAUUACGAAGACGAGGAAGAGCCGAACCCGGCUGCACAGUUUUCGUUAGAGGCUGCGGUAGAAAUGGAUCCUGAGGCCAAGCUUGGUGAUGUUAUUGAAGAGCAGGUUGAAUCUGUAGAAUUUGGGCGGAUUGCAGCGCAAACGGCUAAACAGGUCAUCGUGCAGAAGGUUCGCGAAGCCGAGCGAGCACAGGUUGUUGAAGCCUACCUGCCGCGCAUGAACGAGUUGAUCAGUGCUACGGUCAAGAAACUCGGUCGUGACAGUGUCAUUGUUGACCUGGGUAAUAAUGCUGAAGGGAUCCUUACCCGUGAGCACCUGAUUCCCCGUGAGACUUUUCGCGUGGGUGAUCGACUGCGCGCACUGUUAACUGAGAUUCGUCCUGAAAAUCGAGGACCACAGCUGAUUCUGUCGCGUACGUCGCCACAGAUGCUGAUCGAGCUGUUUAAGGUGGAAGUGCCUGAAAUCGCCGAAGACGUUAUUGAAAUACGCGGUGCAGCACGUGAUCCUGGCUCACGCGCCAAGAUUGCAGUUAAAACCAACGAUGGUCGCAUUGACCCCGUUGGUGCUUGUGUCGGCAUGCGCGGUUCUCGGGUCCAGGCAGUGUCUGGCGAAUUAGCCGGGGAGCGUAUUGAUAUCGUGCCUUGGGACGAUAACCCUGCUCAGUUAACCAUCAACGCGAUGGCGCCCGCUGAAGUGGCUUCGAUCGUGCUAGAUGAAGAUACCCAUUCAAUGGAUAUUGCGGUCACCGAAGAAAACCUGGCUCAGGCUAUCGGUCGCGGCGGCCAGAAUGUUCGCCUGGCCAGCGAUUUGUGUGGUUGGUCAUUAAACAUCAUGACCGAAGCAGAAGCCUCGCAGAAGCAGGAAGAAGAGUCGGUCAAGUUCAUCAAAGACUUCAUGGAAUCGUUAGAAGUCGACGAGGACGUGGCCGGCGUGCUGGUUGAAGAAGGUUUCACCACGUUGGAAGAAGUGGCUUAUGUACCCAUCGAAGAAAUGAUGGCGAUCGAAGGCUUUGAUGAAGAAAUUGUGCAGGAACUUCGCAAUCGUGCAAAAGAUGCGUUGCUGACUAAAGCUAUUGCCAGCGAAGAAGCGCUCGGUGAUGCAACGCCUGCUGAUGAUCUGCUGGAAAUGGAAGGCAUGACCCGGCCGUUGGCGUUCAAGCUGGCGGGCAACGAUGUUGUGACCAUGGAAGACCUGGCAGAGCUGGCGAUAGACGAAUUGUUGGAAAUAGAACCAGAAUUGAGCGAAGCAGAAGCUUCGGUGCUGAUUUUGAAAGCACGUGAACCGUGGUUUGCAGAAGAUGCGGACGCAGCGGAAGCCGGUUUGCCGCACAAGACUGAAGAUGAGCUUGUGACUGAAGAGCAGAAAAAAACACUGUUGGCCUACCUGCAAAAGAGCCACGGCGCGUCUGAUAGCGGUGAGCGUAAGAUUACUUUAAAGCGCAAAAGCAGCAGUACCUUAAAGGCUGGGCAGGGUCGUGCGGGACGAAAUGUAACCGUUGAGGUGCGUCGUAAGCGCACUUAUGUGAAAGGCGGCGAAGCUGCAGCGCAGCCAGACGCAGACACGCCGCCAGCAGUGGCUGAUUCUUCCCAGGCUGAAGCGGAAGCUGCGCGUAUCCGGGAGGAAGAAGCGGCACGUGCUAAAGCCAAUGAGGACGCGCGUAACGCUGAGGUCGAGCGUAAAGCGGAAGCUGAACGAAAAGCCGAAGAAGAGCGCCUUAAAGCUGAAGAAGCGGCUCGCCAGGCAGAACAGGAACGGCUUGCCAAAGAGGCAACAGAAAAGUCGGCGGCGAAGCCGGAAGCACCCGCAGAUCCCGCCGCCGCCGCUGCUGAAUUGCAAGCCAAAGAGCAGGCUGAGCAGAAAGGUGGAAAGCGCGGUAAAGCUAAAGAAAAAGAACGACGCGAUGCGCCAGGUUCACGCAGCGGAGGUGGUAAAGGCCGCCGCGAGCUGUCGCUUAAGAGUGAGCGCCGUACCAAACGCAGACCUUCUCAUCGCCAGAGCGCCCUGCACGUUGAAACCCAGGGUGGUGAGUUCAAGCCAACAGAGUUUAUCUCUCGUGAAGUAGAGGUUGGUGAAGUUAAUUCCGUUGCUGAUCUGGCGUCGCGCAUGGCGAUCAAAGCGUCAGAAGUUAUCAAGACACUGAUGGGCAUGGGGGUCAUGGCGACCAUUAAUCAGACGCUUGAUCAGGAUACUGCAACCCUCGUGGUUGAAGAGAUGGGUCACAAAGUCAAAGUAGUCAGCGACGAUGUGUUGGAAGAGAAGCUGGAAGCUUCACUCAAAAUUGAAGGUGAUACGGAGCCACGGGCACCGGUAGUCACCGUGAUGGGUCACGUCGACCAUGGCAAAACAUCAUUAUUGGAUUACAUUCGUCACACGCGUGUGACCAGCGGUGAAGCCGGUGGCAUCACUCAGCAUAUUGGUGCCUACAGUGUUGAAACCAAAGGCGGCCAAGUUACCUUUAUUGAUACACCCGGCCACGCCGCGUUUACCUCGAUGCGUGCACGCGGUGCCAAAGUCACCGAUAUCGUGAUUCUGGUGGUUGCCGCUGACGAUGGUGUGAUGCCUCAGACAGAAGAGGCGAUUCAGCACGCAAAAGCUGCUGAAGUGCCAAUUAUUGUUGCCAUAAAUAAAUGUGAUCUUGAAUCAGCUGAUCCUGACCGUGUCACAAACGAACUUGCAGCUAAAGACGUGGUACCGGAAGAGUGGGGUGGCGACACUCAAUUUGUGAAAGUGUCCGCAAUUACCGGUGAAGGGGUGGACAGGCUGCUUGAAGCGAUUGUGCUGCAAUCAGAAAUUAUGGAAUUAGGCGCUAUUGCCGAGGCGCCCGGUCAGGGCGUGGUUAUCGAAUCCCGCCUGGAUAGAGGGCGCGGACCGGUUGCUACAGUUCUGGUACAGAACGGUAGUCUGAAGCAGGGUGAUGUAAUUAUUGCCGGUGAGUGUUUUGGACGCGUGCGCGCAAUGCUGGACGAUACCGGUCAGCCGACUAAAUCUGUCGGCCCGUCUCAACCAGUGGAAGUGCUGGGUUUAAAUGGCACGCCUGCCGCGGGUGACGACUUCUCGGUUGCCACUGAUGAGCGAUCGGCUCGUGAGUUGGCCGAGUUCCGUGCAGAUAAGAGUCAGGAGCGCCGUCAGGCUACUCAGCAGGCGGCGAAGUUGGACAACAUGUUUGCCAACAUGGUGGAAGGCGAGAAACGCAUUCUCAAACUGGUGAUCAAAGGUGAUGUGCGCGGCAGUCUUGAAGCCAUUAUCCAGGCCCUCGCAGAUUUGGGUAACGAUGAGGUCGGCGUGCAGGUUCUGGGCUCCGGUGUUGGUGGUAUAUCCGAAUCAGAUGCCACAAUGGCGGUCACCUAUGGUGCCGCGGUGUUUGGUUUUAACGUCCGGGCUGACAAAGCAGCAAAAACUCUGCUCGAAAAAGAAGGUAUAGAUCUGCGUUAUUACAGCGUGAUCUACGAAUUGAUCGACGACGUUCGCGCGGCUCUGUCCGGCAUGUUAUCGCCAGAAAUUCGUGAAGAAAUUGUUGGUAUUGCCGAGGUGCGGGAUGUGUUCCGUUCACCUCGUUACGGCGCCAUCGCCGGCUGUAUGGUCACUGAAGGCUCAGUUCAUCGGAACAAGCCGAUUCGUGUAUUGCGCGACAAUGUCGUGAUUUACGAAGGAGAGCUGGAGUCUCUGCGUCGUUUUAAAGACGAUGUGAAUGAUGUUCGAGCCGGUACAGAAUGUGGUAUCGGUGUGCGCAACUACAAUGACGUACACUUAAAAGUAGCCGACUUUAUACGCGACGAAGUUGCGCGCAUCAUUGCCUUCGAGAUGCGUGACCCUCGCGUUGGCUCCUUUGUCAGCGUGAACGACGUGAAAGUCAGCAAAGACCUGUCCUAUGCUGAGAUCUAUGUUUCUUCACUGCAGGUAAACGAACCUGCGGAACAGGAAGCGUUGAUAAAAGUGUUAAAUGGCCCGCGCAUUGAGAAGCUCAUCGGUACCGCGAUGGCGUCCGUGCCGGCUAACGAUAGUGAUGAGGAUGGCAUCUCAUCCAGUGAUGCCGUGCAGCAGGUGAAGCGCUUGUAUGGCGCUCAGAAAGUGGGACACACGGGCAGUCUGGACCCUUUGGCUACCGGCGUUUUGCCCAUGUGCUUCGGCGAAGCGACAAAAUUUUCGCAGUAUCUUCUCGCUUCAGAUAAAAAGUACUGGACUCGGAUUAAGCUAGGCGUGGCGACCGAUACCGGCGAUGCAGAUGGUGACGUGCUUGAGACCAGGCCGGCGGAUCACAUCAGCGCGGUUGAUGUGGAAGCCGCGUUGCCAACCUUCCGCGGCGAAAUUCAGCAGGUACCCUCCAUGUACUCUGCGCUGAAACAUAAUGGUCAGCCGUUGUACAAGCUGGCACGCCAGGGCAUAGAAGUUGAGCGCGAAGCCCGAUGUAUAUCAGUGUUCAGCAAUGAACUGGCCGGGUUUUCUAACGCGGAUGGCGUCGUCGAAGUUGAGCUUGAGAUUCACUGCAGCAAAGGUACUUACAUCCGUACCAUCGCUGAAGAGCUGGGCGCACAGUUAGGUGUUGGCGCUCAUGUUACGGCAUUACAUCGCCGAGCAGCGGGUCCUUACACUGAACAGGACAUGGUUGAAAUCGACGAGCUAGGUAAACUUCGUGAUGAAGACGUUUCUUUAGACAAGUUUCUACGGCCCAUCGCCAGCACGGUGGGUCAGUGGCCAGAGGACAAUCUGUUCCUUGGCGUUGGUGAAGUGCUGGAUGACGGGCGCGUUGCGCCAAGACGAUUGGUGGAGAUAACCAUGGCGUUAGAAGCCACGAAUAAAGCAGAGAUCAUCAAAGAAUAUCAACUCGAAGAGGGUGACACAGGGUCGCCGGAAGUACAGGACUUUUUCCCGCUGACGGUUAACUAUCAGGAAAAAACCUACGCUGCCGGCAAAAUUCCCGGCGGUUUCUUCCGUCGUGAAGGACGUCCUAGCGAAAAAGAAACCCUGACCUGUCGAUUGAUCGACCGUCCUAUUCGGCCAUUGUUUCCGAAGGGCUUUAUGAACGAAGUACAGGUUGUCUGUACGGUUAUGUCUACGGACAAGGAUCAGGAUCCGGAUAUAGCCGCCAUGAUCGGCACGUCUGCCGCGCUGGGUAUUUCUGGCAUUCCGUUUGCUGGUCCUAUUGGUGCAGCACGCGUUGGUUACGUGGAUGGCAACUAUGUGUUGAAUCCCGGUUAUGAAGCGUUAAAAGAAUCCAUGUUAACCAUGACGGUUGCUGGCACAGAAUCAGCAGUAUUGAUGGUUGAGUCUGAAGCGCAAGAGCUCAGUGAAGAUGAAAUGUUGGGCGCCGUACUGUUUGGUCAUCAGGAAAUGCAGGUGAUUAUUUCUGCGGUCAACGAACUGGUUGCUGAAGCGGGCAAACCUAAAUGGGAUUGGCAGCCUGAACCUUCAAACGAAGACUUGCUGACCAAGGUAAGCGAUGUUGCCAAAGCAGGUCUGGGUGAAGCCUAUCGUAUUGUUGAUAAGAUGGACCGCCAGGUCGCGGUUAAAGAACUGCGUAGCAAAGUUGUUGAGCAACUUGCAGGCGAAGGUUCUGACCUUGAUGCAGACGAUAUUGCGGAGAUGUUCUACAAAGUUGAAAAGAACCUUGUGCGUCAGCGCGUCAUCAACGGUGAGCCACGUAUUGACGGUCGCGAUCUGCGCACCGUACGACCUAUUUCUGUCGAGGUAGGUGUUUUACCUAAAGCGCACGGUUCGGCUCUGUUCACCCGGGGUGAAACCCAGGCUAUCGUAGUGGCAACGUUAGGUACCCUGCGUGAUGCUGCGAUUGUUGAUGCGCUUGAAGGCACAUUCAAAGAUCAGUUCAUGUUGCACUACAACUUCCCGCCCUACAGCGUGGGCGAAGCAGGCUUCAUGAGUGGCCCGAAACGUCGGGAAAUUGGUCACGGCCGUCUGGCUCGACGCGGCGUAGCUUCUUCACUGCCAGACACAGAAGGAUUUCCGUAUACCAUCCGCGUUGUGUCAGAGAUUACUGAAUCUAACGGUUCAAGCUCUAUGGCCAGUGUCUGUGGUACCUCUCUUGCGUUGAUGGAUGCGGGUGUGCCGGUGAAAAUGCCGGUUGCUGGUGUCGCCAUGGGUCUGGUGAAGGAAGGCAAUAAAUAUGCUGUGCUCACCGAUAUCCUGGGUGACGAAGACCACCUGGGUGACAUGGACUUUAAAGUUGCAGGUUCUCAGAAGGGUGUCACUGCGCUGCAGAUGGACAUCAAGAUCGACGGUAUUACCGAAGAGAUUAUGGAAGCUGCGCUGCAACAGGCACAUGAAGCCCGUCUGCACAUUCUUGGCGAAAUGAACAAGGUGAUCAGUGAGCCUCGUGCAGAGCUGUCCGAUAACGCACCUGCUAUGACUACAGUUAAAGUCCAUCCGGACAAGAUCCGUGACGUGAUUGGUAAAGGCGGCGCUACUAUUCGCGGUAUCGUGGAAGAAACCGGUGCUGAAGUAGACAUUGAUGACGACGGCACGGUGCGUAUCUACGCUGAUACGGCUGAAGCUAAAAAUGCAGCGGUUGCCCGCGUGCAGGAAAUUGUUGCUGAAGCUGAAGUUGGUCGAAUCUAUCACGGUAAGGUGGAGCGUAUUGUCGACUUCGGUGCCUUCGUGAAUAUUCUGCCUGGCAAAGAUGGUUUGCUGCACAUCUCACAGAUUGCAGAUGAGCGCGUUGAGAAUGUCACCGACUACUUAAAAGAAGGUGAAGAAGUUGACGUGGUUGUACUUGAUGUUGACCAGCGCGGUCGUAUCAAACUGUCCAUCAAAGAACUGUCGAAGUAUCAGGAUGAAGGAUCUGCAGAUGCAGAAGCGGCUGAAGGCUGA
This is a messenger RNA of Symbiodinium necroappetens, 13455 nucleotides long. The record is from the annotation of a GenBank genome assembly. Lineage: Eukaryota; Dinophyceae; Suessiales; Symbiodiniaceae.